AUUACAGGUAACAUCCGGUUUCAUUUUACACUGAGUGACACAUAUACAGGAUAAGAUCAUGUUGAAUGUUGUAAAGUCAAAAACAGUAUGAUAACCAAGUGCCAUGGAGUCCUUGGCAGAUAUCAGUGGAGGUGGACUCUACAAUUUAGCUUCAUCAACAAAUCAUCAUAAAUCUGUCAAGUACACAAAACUUCUGUCACACAACGAAGAUGGAGAAGAUGAGGAAUUAUUUGAGGAAAGUUUAGAACAAGUGGCCCUGAUAGAUGAUAGUUCCGGUGAUGAUUUAUACGGCUCUUCAAACGUAGAAGGUGGAGAAGUUUUUACAGUGGAGGAUGCGGUGGAAUCCAUUGGUUUUGGGUUCUUCCAAAUCCGCCUAUACAUCAUAUGUGGUCUCUUUACUGCAGCAGAUGCUUUGGAGAUGAUGUUGCUGGCAGUACUCUCCCCUGCUCUGCGUUGUGAAUGGCAGCUUGAUCAUUUCCACGUAGCCUUUUUAACUACCGUUGUUUUUAUUGGGAUGUGUAUCAUGGCUCCCUUCUGGGGAUUUUUAGGAGAUAAAUAUGGAAGACAGUCUACACUGUACAUGGUGACAAUGUGGAUUGGUUACUUUGGAUUUUUAACUACAUUUAGUCCUUCCUUUAUUUGGGUUCUCAUCUUACGUGGUCUUGUUGGAGCUGGACUCGCAGGAUCACCUCAAAGCUUUGCAUUAUUAGCUGAAUUCUUGCCAUCAAAAUCAAGAGCAAAGAUGUUGCAGAUUGGUGGGGUUGCAUGGGCAUUCGGCACUGUCUUUGAAAUUUCCCUAGCCUCCAUAGUCAUUCCAGCACUAGGGUGGAGGUGGCUUUUAGCUCUCUCAGCACUUCCUUCUUUUCUCAUCUGUGUCUUAAUUAAGCUCCUUCCAGAAUCAGCCAGAUACCUAGUUGCUGCCGGUGAAAAAGAGAAAGCACUUAGUAUUCUUCAGAAAGCGGCCAAAUUAAACAAGUCAAAACUUCCCAAAGGAGGACUCACAGCAUCACAUGUUGGAACUAGGGGGAAUUUCUUUGAUCUCAUGUCACCAGAAUACCGUCGCACUACGAUACAAAUGUGGUUGAUGUGGUUUGUUACUGCCUUCUCCUACUACGGAAUGGUGCUAGCUAGUGCUGAGAUUCUUCAAGUCCAUAAUACAAAGGGAGAUACAAAGGAUGUAGAGAACUGUAAAUGUAACCUCCUGAAUUCAGAUGACUACAUAACCAUGCUAUUAUCAACCUUUGGAGAAUUUAUAGCACUUCCCUUGAAUCUGUCACUUAUAGACAGAAUUGGCAGGCGAUACACAGGGGCUGUAAACAGUUUUGGAAUGGCCCUCUUUUUCAUCCUUCUACAGAUCCACAUGCCAAAAAGUUUACUAACAGUCAUCAUGUUUAUGGUGCGAGGAUUCUCUCAAGGAUUAUUUAAUUUUGUUUAUAUUUACACAGCAGAGGUAUACCCUACAACUAUAAGAACAUUAGGAAUAGGAACAGCUUCUGCCUGGGCUCGAGUUGGAGCCAUGUUGACACCAUUCAUUGCUCAAGUUUUAUUAGACAAGUCCUUGUCAUCUGCCGUAUGGGUGUAUGGCUCUCUGGGAACACUGGCUGCUCUCUGUGCAAUUCUUUUACCAAUUGAAACAAAAGGGAGAGUCUUACCGCAAUCCAUUUAACCAUCAGGAACAGAAGGCAGCAUCAGAAAUGCUGUAUGGACAUGGGGUAUAUUAUUCUCACUGGAGGUUAAUACAUCAGAUCAUUUAGACUUUUACAGAUUAUGUAUACACAGAUUAUUUAUCAAUUAUUUAUAUGCAUUUUUAAAACCUGCUUUAUUUUUAAAAAAAUUUUUUAAGACAGGAAAUGCUUUUAUAAGAAAAACACUGUCUGCUUAUGAAACCUAUGCCAGUAUUUGAGGCAUUUGGAUGCUAUGCAAUAAAAAUGUAAUAAAACAUGCCGAUUUUAAAUAAAUUUUUAUUAACAGAUAAA
Molecule: messenger RNA, 1976 nt
Organism: Saccostrea cuccullata (small rock oyster)
Lineage: Eukaryota; Metazoa; Mollusca; Bivalvia; Ostreida; Ostreidae
Product: putative transporter SVOPL
Exons: 15
Coding region: 104-1666 (520 amino acids)
Biological process (GO): transmembrane transport
Cellular component (GO): membrane
Molecular function (GO): transmembrane transporter activity
Source: RefSeq, a predicted model, not a curated record